Molecule: messenger RNA, 1008 nt
Organism: Lachancea meyersii CBS 8951
Lineage: Eukaryota; Fungi; Ascomycota; Saccharomycetes; Saccharomycetales; Saccharomycetaceae
Source: the annotation of a GenBank genome assembly
AUGUUUGAAGAUAUCUUAACACGCCCAAUGCGAGCAUUUCUGAAAGCAGGAAGCUCUAUUGUUCCUUUACUCAGACACAGAUUUAGCGGCCGUUCUCUGCGAACAAAACUUGGCAGUUUAGAGAGUUUUUCUGACGCUGGUUUAAGAUUCAGUAGUGGUCAGAACCCAUACUUGAAAAAAGUAUCAUUUCGCAAACCAAAGAGUUUCACAAUGAGUUCAGAGGUCCCUGAGGAGCCCUCGAAUGGCAUUUCCAAGCCUAUUGUGUGGAUAGACUGUGAGAUGACAGGUCUGGACCAUACUAAAGACAAGAUCAUCGAGAUAUGCUGCAUCAUCACAGAUGAAAACUUGAACAUGGUGGACGAGGCCGGCUACGAAAGCGUGGUACACUGCGACAGGAUCAUUCUGGAUGGAAUGGACGAGUGGUGCGUGGAGCACCACAGCUCAAGCGGGCUGACCCAGAAAGUGCUGGAAUCCACGAAGACCACGCAACAGGUGGAGGACGAGUUGCUGGCGUACGUGCAGAAAUGGAUUCCCACGGCGCGCCGCGGCGUGUUGGCGGGCAACACGGUCCACAUGGACCGUCUUUUCAUGCUGCGAGAGUUCCCCAAAGUGGUCAAUCAUUUGUUUUAUCGCAUUAUCGACGUGAGCACCAUUAUGGAGGUCUCGUUCCGGCACAAUCCCGAGCUGGCAAGUGUGUUUCCGCGCAAAAAGGGCGCCCACACCGCCAAGUCGGACAUUUUGGAGAGUAUUGCACAGUUGAAAUGGUACAGAGAACACUACUUGAAGGACAGCGAGGAAACAAGAGAUUUCGUGGCCCAACGCAAGGCUGAAAUCGAAAAACAAACGCAGCAAGAAACCAGCGACCGCGACGCCAGCAGCAAGACGGGCGUAGGUGCCGUCGUUGCAGCCGUCAAAGAAUCAUUCCACGAAACUCUAAAUGCGCUGAAAAAAGAGAGUGAAGAUUCCAACGACGAGGAAUCGCCUGUAAAAAAACAGAAGUUAGAUUAA